Messenger RNA from Arvicola amphibius (Eurasian water vole), 1236 nucleotides. Its product is annotated as histone H3. NCBI's taxonomy places the organism in Eukaryota, Metazoa, Chordata, Mammalia, Rodentia, Cricetidae. Gene Ontology annotation, molecular function: protein heterodimerization activity; structural constituent of chromatin; DNA binding. The coding region runs from base 171 to 581 and encodes 136 amino acids. The transcript has a single exon. Gene Ontology annotation, cellular component: nucleosome. The record is from RefSeq and is a predicted model, not a curated record.
UUAACAUUGGAAUUUAGCAAUCACAAGAAUUGGCCAAUCGUCAAUCCCUAGAAGCACUUCCGCAAACUCCGACGGAGGCCUGAGAGCUGCUGGACAAGAUCCAAUCAGAGCAACGCGUUUCCUGUAUAAAUACCGCGGCCGCGCACUCUUCUUCCCGCUUCUGGUUCAUUAUGGCUCGUACUAAGCAGACCGCUCGCAAGUCCACCGGCGGCAAGGCCCCGCGCAAGCAGCUGGCCACCAAGGCUGCCCGCAAGAGCGCCCCGGCCACCGGCGGCGUGAAGAAGCCGCACCGCUACCGGCCCGGCACCGUGGCUCUGCGCGAGAUCCGGCGCUACCAGAAGUCCACCGAGCUGCUGAUCCGCAAGCUGCCGUUCCAGCGGCUGGUGCGCGAGAUCGCACAGGACUUCAAGACCGACCUGCGCUUCCAGAGCUCGGCCGUCAUGGCGCUGCAGGAGGCCAGCGAGGCCUACCUGGUGGGUCUGUUUGAGGACACCAACCUGUGCGCCAUCCACGCCAAGCGCGUCACCAUCAUGCCCAAGGACAUCCAGCUGGCCCGCCGCAUCCGCGGGGAGAGGGCUUGAGCACAUUUCCCACAUUGGCACGUGAUCAACUAAAAAGGCUCUUUUAAGAGCCAACUUCCGUUAUCUGUAAAAGGUGCUGUAGUGCCUGUAGUAGACAGGACUUAGUCGGAUACUUUUCCGUAUUUCGUUUGUAGCUUUUUCUUAAGCUACAAAGACACAGGCUGUAUACAAAGACUUUGGUAAUCAAGAUGCUCUGUACCUGCUAAGAAGACGUAAAAAGAGUCAGAAAAGGUGCACACUGCAGUUUUGUGAUUUCAUUAGUCUUUUAUCCUGUAUUUGUCUGAGGGUUUGGAUAUUCAAGUUUCCAUUGUUAGAUGCCAGGUGGGUCUUGGUCGUCCUGUAGAGAAGUCAGGAUUCUGAGUUACUAGGUUAUCUGUGCAACGCCUAUAACUAAUUUCUAAAUGCCUCUUGCAUUUGGUUUUUGACACUAGGUCUCUUCACCUAUCCUGUUCUAGAGCUCAGUUUAUACACCAGUAUGUCCUUGAACUCGCAUCCGACUGCAUUUUCCUCUCGAAUCUGGGUCCUAAGGCAUGCGCCACCACGCCUGUUUUCAUUAGGUAUUAAUAUUUUAUUAAUCACACCUUAAGGAAGGUAAAAGAUUUAGCAGGUUUAGUUAUGGAAUUUUAGCCUCUUAUAAUUGUAAUGUUAUAAUUAU